AUGGCGCAUUUCGUGGGAGGUGUAUUGGCCCGCCUCGUGGCGCUGCUCUGCCUCUUCCAGUGCGUUCAGGCGAAAACUGUCACCUAUGAUUUCAACGUCACAUGGGUUAUGGCCAACCCCGAUGGCUUGAUGGAGCGCAAGGUUGUCGGUAUCAACAAUCAAUGGCCCUUGCCACCAAUCGAGGUGGAUCAAGGUGACAGACUGAUUGUGAACAUGUACAAUGGAUUGGGCGACAAGAGUACUUCCAUCCAUUGGCAUGGUAUGUUCCAAAACGGCACAAAUGGGAUGGAUGGCCCUUCCAUGGUCACUCAGUGUCCGAUCCCGCCGGGCUCCUCGUACACAUAUAACUUCACCAUUGAACAACACGGUACCUACUGGUACCACUGCCAUACCGAUAACUGCUACCCUGAUGGUUAUCGGCAGUCACUGGUCGUGCACGAUAACUCCUCAUACUUCAAUGAUAUGUACGACGAGGAGUAUACGCUCACCAUGAGCGAUUGGUACCACCGACUGGUCGAGGACAUUGCACCGUCCUUUAUCAGCGUUACCAACCCCACAGGCGCAGAGCCGCUCCCCCAAUCCUUCCUGGUGAAUGACACCUUGAAUACAAACCUGCCUGUCACAGCUGGAAAGACAUAUCUCAUCCGAUUGAUCAAUAUCAGCGCAUUCGUGGCUCAGUAUUUCUAUAUCCAAGACCACACUUUCAAAAUCGUCGAGAUAGACGGUGUUUAUACCGAACCCACCGAAGCGAGCACCCUAUAUAUCGCCGUCGCGCAGCGUUAUUCAAUUCUCGUCACAAUGAAAAACUCUACCGACCAGAACUACCCUAUCGUGACGCUCGCGGAUUCCCAGCUGUUGGAUACCAUCCCAUCAGACUUGAAAUUGAACAACACCAAUUGGCUAGAGUAUAAUUCCUCUGCCGCACAUCCGCAGGCCGAUAUCACAGUCUCUUCGGUCACAGAGCUAGACCCGUACGACGAUUUCACUCUUGUACCCUACGACAAAAUGGCUCUCCUCCCAGACCCAGACAUGACAAUCGAUGUAACAGUCACCAUGCAAGACCUCGACAACGGAGCCGACUACGCAUUCUUCAACAACAUCUCCUACACGAAGCCCAAGGUCCCAACAUUAUAUACCGUCCUCUCAGCCGGAGACCUAGCCACCAAUUCGCUCGUCUACGGCGAAUACACGCACCCUAUGAUCCUCGAGCACAACCAGGUCGUAGAAAUCAUCGUCAACAACGGCGACACCGGCUCGCAUCCUUUCCAUCUCCACGGGCACCAGUUCCAGGUCAUCAACCGCGCCCCGGGGUACGGCGAGCACUUCUACGACUACCUCAACGGCGACCCAGUAGCCUACGACCCAAGCAACCACACCGCGUUCCCCGAAUACCCAGCGCGUCGCGACGUAUUCGUCCUCCCGCCGCAGGGCUACUUCGUGAUUCGCUUCGUGGCCGAUAACCCGGGCGUCUGGUUCUUCCACUGCCAUAUCGACUGGCAUCUGUCGCAGGGUCUGGCAAUGCUGCUCAUCGAAGCCCCGCUGCAGAUCCAGGAGCGCAUGAGCAUCUCUGAGGCGCAGAAGGAUGUCUGCAGAGCGGCUGGUGUCGACUUUGAAGGCAAUGCGGCUGCGAAUACGGAAGACUACCUUGAUCUUGCGGGCCAGAAUAAGCAGGUUGCUUGGUUGCCGGCUGGGUUUACGGCCAGGGGUAUCGUGGCUAUGGUGUUCUCAUGUGUGUCUGCUUUCAUGGGUAUGGCGGUUAUUUCGAUUUAUGGAGCUUCGGGCAUUCAGUCUAAGAAGCGGCAGCCCGGACCGGCUGAUAUGGUUGAGGGCAAUGAUGAAAAUGGGGCAUCAACUGAGCAAAGUUGA
Penicillium verhagenii is the source of this 1866-nucleotide messenger RNA. RefSeq names its product putative ferrooxidoreductase Fet3 (gene fetC). Gene Ontology annotation, biological process: cellular response to iron ion starvation; reductive iron assimilation. The coding region runs from base 1 to 1866 and encodes 621 amino acids. The transcript has a single exon. Gene Ontology annotation, molecular function: copper ion binding; ferroxidase activity. The record is from RefSeq and is a predicted model, not a curated record. Lineage: Eukaryota; Fungi; Ascomycota; Eurotiomycetes; Eurotiales; Aspergillaceae. Gene Ontology annotation, cellular component: high-affinity iron permease complex.